This is a messenger RNA of Arabis nemorensis, 204 nucleotides long. Lineage: Eukaryota; Viridiplantae; Streptophyta; Magnoliopsida; Brassicales; Brassicaceae. The record is from the annotation of a GenBank genome assembly.
AUGCAUGACAUUCUCGGCGAAUAUUCUGUCCUACUAGCCACCGGAGAAAUUCACAAGAAACUAAAGAAUGUUAUUAUCAGCUUCAUCAAGGUCACAAAGUCAAAAGCCGAGUUUCUUCUCUUCGCAGAGAACCUCUCUAUCUCGAUGCUAGAGUCAUGGAAACAUUGUCCCGAAAUCAAACUCCAUAAAGAAGUUAAAUGGUAA